UGAAAUCAGAAUGUUAAGAAUAAUGAUUAUAAAAAUCAAUUACAAAUUAAUAAAAGAUGUAUUCAUGGGUUAUUUUUAUAAUUUGAUUCCUAUGAAAUUGUUAGUUAUUGAAACAACUAUUCGUUAAGGGGCCCAAGGCAAAAAAACUGUGGGGAAGAACCUGUUUAUCAAGCCCAGUGCCUCAAGCAUGAUAAGGAGCCCCUGUGCUGUUUACCUGAGAAGUUCGUCAUCCUGCAAUUUCUAUGUUUUCACAGAAGAUUAAGCGUGGCCCAUUUGGUCUUGUGGGUCUCAAAAACUUCUCUGUUUCAUCAAACUGUCCUCCUUUAUGCAUUAACUUGUAUGACUCUUCCAAAAUAUUGAGCAAUUACUUUAAAUCCGGAAGGGUUGAAGAUGCUGAGAAGUUGUUCGAAGAAAUUCCCCAGAAGAACGUUGUUACUUAUUCUAUCAUGAUUCAUGGGUAUGCCAAAAAUGGGUUUCACUAGAAGUCAAUGAAAUCGUUUUCCCAAAUGCAAAAAUGGGGCUUGCUUCCUAAUUCUUUCACCAUAGUUGGUCUUCUUGUUAGUGUUGUAGUACCACAAUCAGUUCAUGGACUAAUUGUUAAGAGUGGGUUGGAGUCUGAUUUGAUUGUGAGCACUGCAUUAUUAGAUGCAUAUGCGAAGUAUGGAAAUAUUUUUUGUUCUUAUAAAUUGUUCCAGAGAUUGGAUAACCCAAGUUUAGUUUCAUGCAACGCGAUUAUUGCUGGCUUUGUAUAUAAUGAGCUCUUUGAAGAGGCAGUCUCAUUGUUUAAUCGAUUUAGGAAGUCUGGUAUGGUACCUAAUGUUGCAACAAUAUUGACUCUAAUUCAGGGUCUUGUUGCUUUGGGGUUGAGAACACUUUGUGAAUCCAUCCAUGGUUUAGUUGUAAAGUUUGGUCUUUCAGACAUAUCUGUGAAUAAUUCAAUUCUUGAUAUGUAUUCAAGUUUGAAGGACUUAAGUGCCACUAAAAAAACUUUUGACAUGAUGGGAUGCAAAGAUAUUAUCAGCUGGACUACUUUGAUCGGUUUGUAUGUUCGCCUUGAUUAUGCUUCUGAUGCUUUUCAGCUCUUUGGUAAAAUGAGAGAAAGUGGAAUCAAAUACGAUGUAGUAGUCAUUAUGUGUCUGUGUUCUGCAUGUGGGAUUCUGGGAGAUUUGAAGAAAGGAAAACAAAUCCACGCACAAGCUGUAAUUGGUGGAUUUGGAUCAGAAGUUGCUUUCACAAAUUCUCUUAUUUCAAUGUACUGCAAGUGUGGUGACUUGGGGUCUUCAAGAAAUGUUUUUUAUCAAACACCGGUGAAGAGUUCAAUUUCAUGGUCCGCAAUUAUUUCUGCAUAUCUGCAAAACGGAUGCCCAGGAAAGGGUUUGGAUCUAUGGAUUAAAGUGAGACUGGAAGAAAACUUCUGUCUUGAUUCAAUAAUGUUGGUGAGUGGCUUAAUUACUUCAGGGGAACUUGCUGCUCUAGAGCUUUGCCUGCAGCUCCACAGCUAUGCUUUUCAAGCUGGUUUCUCUCAAUACAGGUCUGUCCAGAAUACUCUCAUAUCAGCAUACUCGAAGUGUGGGAAUAUAGAGCUUGCCUACUAUGUCUUUAAGGAGAUGGCUUACCUUCGUGACAUUGUAUCUUGGAAUAUCAUUUUAUAUGGCUGUGGAAUAAAUGGUCGUGGAGAAGCUGCUCUUGCUCUUUACCAUGAGAUGAGAAGUAGCGAGGAAGAUCCUGAUGGCACAACCUACUUAUGCGUUUUAAAUGCUUGUAGUCACUCAGGUUUGGUAGAUGAUGGUUUGAUGCUGUUAAGUUGUCUAGUGGAAGAGAAUAAAAUAAGGCUGAGCCAAGAGCACUAUGGAUGUGUGGCUGAUUUGCUUGCACGAGCUGGCUGCUUGCAAGAGGCUAGUGAGUUUGCUAACAAAUUAUUAGAAGGCACAGGUCCAAAUGUUUGGAGAGCAUUGCUUAGUGGAUGUCAGCUUCAUCAUAAUGUGGCCCUUGCAGAACUUGCUGCAAGAAAGGUGUUUGAGGAGGAUCCACAAAAAUCUGGUCAAGUUGUGCUUCUCUCAAAUAUAUAUGCAUCAAGUGGAAGGUUUGAGGAUGCUGAAUCAUUAAGAUGGAAUCUGAGGUUGAGUGGAUUGGUAAAAGAUCCAGGAAUUAGCUUUUUCAAUGGGAUCCCUUAUGACUUUGGUUGAGAAUUGAUAAGUUCAGACUAAAAACUUAACCAAGGUGUUGAAAUUACUAGAGAAUUGGCCAAUGAGCUCUGGCAAAGGCAUGUUGGGCUUAGACUUGAAUCAGAGAAUAAGUGAUAAGCGGAUGGAUUUGCCAAAAGUUCCUGUUCAUUCCAGCAUUUCCAAUCCCGCAGCAAGACGAAUAACAAUUUUUUACUUCCAAUGGUUCCUCGGCUGAAUAAAGGAACUAUAAGGUCAACGGGUUAAUCUUGUAACCAUCAUUCUAGAACAUCAAAAAAGAAGUCCAGAUGGUUAUUUGAAAGUGCCAGUUAAAGGAAGGUUCAGCACUUUAUAAUGUAGAUUUGAUACUUGAGUUUGAUCUCAACAUGAUUGAUAGUGUUCUUGAUGGAGCUGCCAUUAUGAUAUUGGCUGAGCAGAUUACAAUUUCAUCUGGUACACUUGCCCUAAAAGAUAUGUCCUGCAGUUUAAGUUGAAGCAGAGAUAACAAUGAAUCAGGUCAAGUGGGUAGAAAGAGUAGACAAAUUCUUGAGAUUAAAAUGAACACCAUCCUAAACGUAGUAAAAAGAUACUUAUAGACAGUGGAUUUUGCAAAAUGGUUAUCCAAUAAAUCAUUUUUCUUGUUUAUUUCCAAUGCAAUACAUUCUAGUUCUUCAGUUACCGACUACAUGAAGAUGAGCAAUGAAAAAUGGGAAUCAAGGUCUUGCCGAUCGAUGGUUGUAAACAAUAAUCAAUCUCAGUAAACUUGGUCCUGCUUUGAGGUAUAUUGCUUUGGUUAAGCUGAUUUUGGAGGAUAUAGGAGAACUGAUUUCUAAUCCAAUUAAUGGUCAUCUGAUAUUUAAAUGAGAGUUAAUUAAAUUUCAGAUCUUUAACCAACCAAAAGCUGAUUCUUUGUUGUUUUUGUUUCUGUGAAUGUUACAAAGUGAAAGAAGUUCCUUGCUCUCUCUUUCUCAACUUUAGCAAAAUGGGAGUAAUGGCAAGUACAAGGGCAAAGGCAGGGGGGUCGAGGGCCUACCGCUUGAUUCGGUUUGUAGACCAUACCACAUUGAUUGGAGAUUGGCAUGUUGAUGUACUGAUGACUCAGACUUAGAGCCAGAAAAUAUCUUAAUAUUCAAUCUACCAGUUGAUAUCACUUGUGAUACUCACUGUUGGAUGGAUCUUGUUUAUGAGAAGAACUUUAAGUGCAACCUAGUGGGGCAAGCUGCGGCAAUCUGAUUGGACUAUAUUCAAGUUGCUAGAUCUGUUCUCCUCCAUUUUCGAUGAAUCAGAAGAAAGGAUUUAUAUCUUUUCAGAGAUGGCGGGGGACCUUGCAUGGUAAUGGAUUGGACAGCACCCACCAAACUUAGCCAAGAAAGGAGUCAUUCCUCUUUCUGAGCUUCUUUUGUAACGCCGAAGUCAUGAGGAUAUCAGAUAAUCUGGCAUCCAACUGGAAUUACAUCUGGUCUUCUAGCUUCUGGAUCAUCAAGUUCUUAGAAGUUGGUGGUUUUUUCUCUCCAUUCCAAGGGUACUCUAACCUCACCCUUUGGAUUCUCUCUGCAACAAUCUCUUUCUUUCUAAUAUUCGUUGCUCUUCUCGUAGAGGCCGUAGCAACGCUUGGAUCCAAAGUUGUAUUUGUUCACGAGAAGACAUGCAAAGGAGGAAUAUGUUGUCAUGGUUACCAUCAUUGUCCCAUUGAUUGUGAAGAAUACUUGAAAGAAUUCAUGUGGGCAAUAUAGCUUGGCUUUGGAAAAGAUGGUGACAAUUGAAUUUAUGAUUUUGACCCUUGUUUUUUAUAUUCUCAAGGACAUAAAACAUUGGUUAUUGGUUUAGUGAUGGCCAAUUUUUAUAUUCCCAGUUUGGUAUAGAAGUGUAACGUAGAUGGAAACCAAAUCUAUAUUUGUUCUGCUCUAGUUCACAAGGAAUUGACUUGUUACUAGUUUGCUAA
Messenger RNA from Ziziphus jujuba (common jujube), 4104 nucleotides. Its product is annotated as pentatricopeptide repeat-containing protein DOT4, chloroplastic. The record is from RefSeq and is a predicted model, not a curated record. The coding region runs from base 489 to 2186 and encodes 565 amino acids. NCBI's taxonomy places the organism in Eukaryota, Viridiplantae, Streptophyta, Magnoliopsida, Rosales, Rhamnaceae. Gene Ontology annotation, molecular function: protein binding; RNA binding. Gene Ontology annotation, biological process: RNA modification. Gene Ontology annotation, cellular component: intracellular membrane-bounded organelle. The transcript is spliced from 2 exons.